UUCUUUAUUAAUUUUCCUCCAGCAGAUUGAAUGUUUCCCUUUUCAAGUGACAGGCAGGACUGAACACUCCAAGACUUGAAUUCAGUGCACCCAGCCAACUAGAACAAAAUAGAAAGGGAGGUAGAUAAGGAGAAAACUGAUCAGGCAUGCCUAGAAAACGAAGGCACGAAGAUGAUGGAGAGAAGGACCUACCUCCCAGACACCUCACAAAUCCACAUCAGACAAACCAGCAGAAGCGUCUCAUAGUUGUCCUGGAAAAUGCGCAUCUUGAUGUCAUCAAGGUAGGGGUCUGUUCCCAAGGAGCUUGUAUUAAGAGAUUUGCAGGCCUUAUGGUCCAACUACUACACAAGUUGAGCAUCAAAUCAACUGAGAACUCCAUUAAGCUGCUGAAGGUGAUCAAGAAUCCAGUAACUGAUUAUCUACCAGCUGGAUGCAAAAAGAUUGGCACCUCAUACCAGGCAAAGGAGUUGGUUCGACCUCGUGACCUCAUAACUCCAGGCAUGAAGGAGCCUGUUGUCUAUGUUGUUGGGGCAAUGGCUCAUGGAAAGGUGAAUGUGGAUUAUACUGAGAAGGAAGUGGCCAUCAGUGAGUAUCCCUUAUCAGCUGCCCUCACAUGCACAAAGCUGUUGAAUGCUUUUGAAGAUGCUUGGGGUAUCACGUGAAGCUGACUUUCAUAUUGUUGAUGUUUGAGGUUGGUAAACUUGACUUUUACUGAAUACACUCUUCACCUAUGCUGGAG
This is a messenger RNA of Darwinula stevensoni, 739 nucleotides long. Lineage: Eukaryota; Metazoa; Arthropoda; Ostracoda; Podocopida; Darwinulidae. The record is from the annotation of a GenBank genome assembly.